This is a messenger RNA of Camelus dromedarius (Arabian camel), 1194 nucleotides long. RefSeq names its product clarin 3 (gene CLRN3). The transcript has 3 exons. NCBI's taxonomy places the organism in Eukaryota, Metazoa, Chordata, Mammalia, Artiodactyla, Camelidae. Bases 184 to 873 code for a protein of 229 amino acids. The record is from RefSeq and is a predicted model, not a curated record.
UAUGAUCAUGUUCAUAGUUUAACGUUCAUUUGUGUAGCUCUUCCUCAUGGUGAGCAAGGUUUUAUAUUUUACAAGAAGCUGUUAGACUUCUUUUCUCAAUACUGGACUCCAAAUGAGAAGGUCCAAAAAUAUUACUAAAAAAUCUUCGCUUUUUCACCCCUGGACCCUUAUUUUCCUGGGAAAAUGCCUACGACAAAGAAAACGUGCAUGUUCUUUUCCAGCUUUCUCACAAGCUUGGGGGCUUUCAUUGUAAUCUGCUCCAUUCUUGCGACUAAAGAAUGGAUCAGCAGUACCAUUGCCAUUAGUGACUCUUCUUCGAAUGGCAGCGUGAUCAUCACCUACGGACUCUUCCGUGGUAAGAGUGUUCAAGAACUGAGUCACGGACUUGCAGAAUCGGACAAGAAUUUUGAAGUUUUAGGGAAACUGAACAAUUCUUCCCAAAAGACUCUGCACUCCGUGGUCAUCCUGUUCCUGGUCCUCAGUUUGCUCGCUUCGCUGCUGAGCUCUGGCUUCACCUUCUACAACAGCGUCGGCAACCCCUAUCAGACGUUCCUGGGCCCGGUGGGGGUGCACACCUGGAGCGGGCUCAGCGCGUCCUUCGUGUUCGUGGCCAUGGUGCUCUUUGUGGGAAACACAGAGGCCAACAGUCUGUCGGGAGAGCUGGCGCAGCAGCUGUACCCAAACUACCCGGCCUCCACGCACCACGGGGCCACGCACAGCUACGGGUACUCCUUCUGGCUCGUCCUGCUCGUCAUCCUUCUGAACAUCACCACUGUGGUCAUCAUCGUCUUCUACCAGAAGGCCAGAUACCAGCAGAAGCAGGAGCAGAAAAAGCCCGUGGAAUAUGCCCCGAGGGACGGAAUUUUAUUCUGAAUCCUGUAUCCCCGCUGGGCCGUUAGGUCUGCUCUGCCAUCUGCCAGCUUCCCGAGCGGUCGCCGCCUACUUACCCAGGCAGCCAUCAGGGAAGGGGCAGCGCUGCUUGCCUGUCGUUCUGUGACAGUUUCUGUAGCUCAUGACACUGUGUUCUUCAUGAAUGAUGUGUCCUUGAGAAAGGGUUCUUCCCACGAGGGUGGGGACGUGAAAGGGCCCUCCAGUCCACAGAGAGUUCAGAGAGGUGGGACCAUCGGGAGCCCGUGACCCCUCCUGACCCGGCCUCACUCUCUUAAGUAAUAAAGGUUUGUGCUGCACACCUUC